UCCUUGCGUGUGAUGUUUUGUGAUGUACCUACCUGGCAUGCUGCAUAUCGUCUGCGUCUUCGAACACCUUUGAACAAGCUUUUCAUAACGGCCAUCUGGAACUGCAGGCUCAGGCCGAGACGCACACAAUUUACCCGCGCACACAUCGCAUCGUGAAUAUUCCGGAGAGCGACGACGAUGGCAUCAAACAAUAAUUUUAACACCGUUGCCCUAAAACAAACAGCAUGUGUCGGAAACGCUAAUCGCAUCGUCACUAAAAGUUCUCAUAGUUCCCAAAAUUGUCCCGACGAAAUGGUGGAAAAAGGCACCAAGCGCAAAGCGGACAUGAGCCUAGCCAAGCAGGAGAUUGGUGCCAAAAGAUUUGCGCUUGGUAAUCUGACCAAUGCCGAAACUACAGGAACGACUUCAACGAUCGGGGCUGUGAUCAAAAGUAAGGUGAGCAACUUCCUUAAUAAGCCCAUGUUGUCCAAUAAAGCAGCUGCAGGAUACAUCGCCAAACCAACAUGGAAGCCAAAUGAGCAUCAUUUCAAGAAAAACAAAGUGCCGAAGAUCAAUGGCGUCCCCAGGAUCAUGACGCGCGCUGCCAUGCGUAAACAGCAAGCUGUUAACAUAAAUCAGGAAACACAACAGGAAAAGCCAAUUGCAAUAAUCAAGGACAAGGAGAAUGUGCCGUCGUCGUCGGAAUGCUCUUCAUUGAACGGUGUGGGAGUUCCGGCUGUUUCGCACGGGCAGAACCGUAAAGCGGAAGAAUUGCUGGCCAAAUCGAAGCCAAUUGCAACUGUUACGGAUAAUAGAUCGUCGUGGAAAAAUGUUUUACGAACGCGAUCGACAACUACAGUGGCUGAAGCGGAAAGUACCACUCAAGAACCCGUAAACGGAGGGCAAAAGCAAUCCUUAACAGUGAGUAACGCUUUGUCAAAACGCUCCGAUCUAAAGCCUAAACGGGGUCGGGCGUCGAGCGAGUUCGAAGCGAGUGAUAACUCACUGUACGUAACGGCGGUUGACAAUUUCGAAGACGCAGCUUUGACCUCUUCCGGUCCAGAAACGGACUGUGUAGAAGCGCGUGGUCAGGUUGCACAAAACAAGAAACCGCAACCGACUAACAACGGUCCCCCUGUCCGGGCGUCCGACGUGAAGCUGAAGCGUGGUCGUGGUUCGAGCGAGUUCGAAGACAGUUCGUUGUAUAUGACAGCAGUAGAGCAUCUGGAAGUUGCAGGCACAACAACUACGACCAAAGGCAAAACGGGACGCUCCGACGCUUCUACAGCUGGACAUGUUGCAUCGAAUAUUGCAGCAACAGUCCCAUCACUGGCAGUUCCCGAUAAGAAAACGAAAGCACGCGUAGAGGAAGAAAAUGGACCAUGGAAAAUGUCGAUCACAGAAAACGUGGCUCUUACCCGUGCCGCUACGGCCGAAAUCGGUGUACCGCGCAAACACCCACCGGCUGGCAUUGAGGAUUAUGAUUUAUGCUACUGGAACGAUAUCUAUCAAGUUUCAGAAUACGCACAGGACAUCUUUGAUUACCUGCAAGAACGAGAGCCCGCGUACGACAUACCGGAUUACAUGGGACGGCAGAAACACUUGACAAAGCGCAUGCGAGCGUUGUUGGUCGAUUGGAUGAUUGAGAUACAGGAAACAUUCGAGCUAAACCACGAAACGCUAUAUCUGGCCGUCAAAAUAUUGGACACCUAUCUCUCACGUGUGACGAUCAGCCACGAAGUGUUGCAGCUCGUGGGGAUUGCGGGUAUGCUCAUAGCUUCCAAGUACGACGAACGUUUGCCCCCGACGGUCGAUGAUUUUGUGUACUUUUGCGACGGUGCUUACGAUCGUGCGGACCUGCUCAGGAUGGAACGUACUGUUUUCCGUACCAUCGAAUAUGAUCUCGGCUAUCCACUAUCGUACCGUUUCCUGCGCCGGUACGCCCGCGUCAAUCGUAUCCCAAUGAUGACGCUUACUUUGGCCCGUUACAUCCUCGAGACGGGCCUGAUGGAUUACAACACGGUUCUGGUGCGCGACUCUAUGCUCGCUUGUGCCGCCCUCUUUAUCGCCCGAAGGAUGUUGGAUCAAUCUGGAUGGAACGAAACACUCGAAUACUAUUCAUGCUACAAGGUUGAGCAGUUUAAAGACGCCAUAGUUUUGCUGAACAAUGGCAUGAGUUCGCGGCAAUAUCCCUUCGAUACCGUGCACAAGAAAUACUCACACGAGCUCUUCUUUGAAGUUGCCAAGCGUCCCGUCAUCACUUGUAUGGAGCAAUUGUUUGCCAACUCUAACGUAUUGUUUAAAGUACCUACCGCACCGAUAGCCACUAACGGCAAGCCAACGACCAUUCCGAUCUCUGCAGCCAAAGAAAAUGUACCGAUUGCUACCACCGGAACCAUCAGCAAGGCUACGUGCACUACCGUUAACAAAUGAGUAAUUUUCAUACCGAACAGACAGACAUUUACAUUCAGACUCAACAGUUAUUGCCUGCGUGCGUGUCUGAUCGUGGAGAGCACAUGAAGGUAACGUUAAUUCCUGCACAACGUAAAAUAUAUAGAAAUUUCAUGGACUGAUCAAGAAACAGUAGGUGCCCGUUGUUAGCACCAUGGCAAAAGUUCGAUGGUGGAGAAAUUCAAAUUGUUACGAAUAGCUAUUGCAACUACUCUCGCCGUUUUAUCGUGUGCCAAGCUAUGGUAGCGUUUUGUAGCAUUAAGUUCUUUUCCCAUUCAUUUAUUACACAUUUUAUCGUUAGCUGCUGAUCACGUUCAUUUUUUUCUGUUGUUUAUUGCUUGUAUUGAUUUCUGAUAAUUAAUGAUUAAGACUACGUGUACGACAAGAUUGCAAAUGAGACUGAUAGUUGAGCAAACACAAACUCUGACAAUUGCUCUCUCGUCAUGUGGAAAGUAGAACCGUUUUAAUACUAUUCAUUAUGUGCAACCCUGCGCGAAAUGUAUUAUCAAAUAAAUGCGUUUUAAAUAUUGAAA
Anopheles funestus (African malaria mosquito) is the source of this 2963-nucleotide messenger RNA. It is a transcript of the gene CycB3, whose product is annotated as G2/mitotic-specific cyclin-B3. Gene Ontology annotation, cellular component: centrosome; nucleus; cyclin-dependent protein kinase holoenzyme complex. Gene Ontology annotation, molecular function: cyclin-dependent protein serine/threonine kinase regulator activity. The coding region runs from base 178 to 2412 and encodes 744 amino acids. Lineage: Eukaryota; Metazoa; Arthropoda; Insecta; Diptera; Culicidae. The transcript has 4 exons. The record is from RefSeq and is a predicted model, not a curated record. Gene Ontology annotation, biological process: regulation of cyclin-dependent protein serine/threonine kinase activity; mitotic cell cycle phase transition.